Molecule: messenger RNA, 330 nt
Organism: Sordaria macrospora k-hell
Lineage: Eukaryota; Fungi; Ascomycota; Sordariomycetes; Sordariales; Sordariaceae
Product: 60S ribosomal protein eL33
Biological process (GO): ribosomal large subunit biogenesis; cytoplasmic translation
Cellular component (GO): cytosolic large ribosomal subunit; ribosome
Molecular function (GO): structural constituent of ribosome
Source: RefSeq, a predicted model, not a curated record
AUGCCUACCGAAGCCGGCCACAGAUUAUAUGUCAAGGGUCGCCACCUGAGCUAUCAGCGUGGCCGUCACACCACCCACCCCAAGACCAGCUUGAUCAAGAUCGAGGGUGUUGAUGACACUGCUGCUGCCAACUUCUACCUUGGCAAGCGCGUCGCCUAUGUCUACCGCGGCCAGAAGGAGGUUCGUGGCACCAAGAUCCGCGUGAUCUGGGGCAAGGUCACCAGGCCUCACGGCAACUCCGGCGUUGUUCGCGCCAAGUUCGCCACUCCCCUCCCCGCCAGGUCCUUCGGUGCCUCCGUCCGCAUCAUGCUCUACCCCUCUACUAUCUAA